Oncorhynchus masou masou (cherry salmon) is the source of this 1723-nucleotide messenger RNA. Its product is annotated as ciliary microtubule-associated protein 2-like. Bases 240 to 1481 code for a protein of 413 amino acids. The transcript has 10 exons. The record is from RefSeq and is a predicted model, not a curated record. Lineage: Eukaryota; Metazoa; Chordata; Actinopteri; Salmoniformes; Salmonidae.
AUACAGUUUGACCGGCGACAUCGUUUUGAAAGUAGCCAAUUAGGCAGCAAACUGAAGAUCGCAACCCUGCCUGCCAGAGUGCUGCUGUAUAAAAAGAUAAUAAAGAUAGUAUCUCCUAGCAACGCGAACUCUAUCAACAAUACGUUAUGGGAUAUUCGUAUACGUCACUGUUGCCAUAGCUACGUCUCUGUCAAAUACACAGGUUUCAUUUCUUGUGUCAGGGGAGGCUAAAAUAAACAAUGGCUGAAAAAAAGUUCAAAGGAGCCCCGUUUGGAACACAGGCAUCGAGGUUUGAUGUGUCAGCGGUCCAUCCAGCCAAUAAGAGAGUAGGGAACUACACAGAGAUCCCCUACUGCAAAAAUAUGACCAAUGACCUGGAGAGGCGGAUGGGCCCGGGGACCUAUGAUGCUGCAGGCCAUGGGGACUUCAGUAAACGGUCGGUGGCAGAGCGGGCCAAAGGGCCGGGGUGGCAGAGGGCCCAGGAGACUGCCAGGUUGGCUGCCAUACCUCACCUCCUCUACAGGGAUGCCUGGGAAAACAAACGCUUCCUGAAAACUAAAGUGGGUCCAGGAACCUACAGAGUAGCAGACUUUAUAGAGGAGCUGCAGAAGAAACCAGGCAGUGUGAGAGGAGUGUGUGACAGCAGGGAAGAGCGGUUCAGAAAUGCACAGAGCUGGACACCAGGCCCUGGUUGCUAUGGUAAUGGGGGUGUUCCAUGGGCAGCGCUGGAGGAGAAGAGGUCGGGGUUAAAUGGGGCUCCUAGCAUGCACCUCAGCUCCUCACUGCAACGCUUCCCAGAAGGCAACAGUACAGACUGUGGGCUGAGUCCCUGUACCUAUACUCCAAAGAGCAGCACAGAGGUGUUGUUGGCCAGCGGCAGCAGCAGGAGAGGCGCAUAUGAUCUCUUCACUGGACCACGAGACAAACCCAUCACCGCUGGAUACUUCGCUACCCCGAAGUGUGUAAAUCUAACUCCAGGGGAGUACCCCAGUGGGAGUGGGGGCUUUGGAGAGGAGUUGUGUCGUCGUGAAAAGCGGAACCACGGUGUGUUUGGAAUGUUGGAUCAGUACCCAGUUGUUCCAACAGAGAGAAUCUACCACAGGACCCUGUCCCAAUGCCCUCGACCUGCUACGUUCCCAGGGCCAGGGUGGUAUGAGGUCGUCUCUCCACAGUCCCGUCCAGAGAGUCACACCCAUCCCCCCUUCCUCUCCUCUGCCCCCCGUGCCAGCCGUAGGACAGAAAGAUUGCAGAACGGAAAUUAUAGCAUGGUUGGUCCUGGUCGUUAUGACAUUGCAGAAAAGGGGUGUAAUAAGACUGACAAUGGCUACACCUCCUCCUUCAGUUCCCGGACACAGAGAUAUCUUCACAAACCAGACAGAGACAAACACACACAGGAGAGGUUGCGUGCGAUAAAUGUUCCGGUGGACAGACUGAGUUUCCUGGUGCAGCCUGGAAGGAACACUUUGAUGAAAUCAGCUUAGACACACACACACAUCGAAGCAGCAUGGAACAAAGACUCCGGAUACAUGUUUACAAACCAUCAGAUUUCAAGUUUAGUUUUUCAACUAUAUUAAAAUCAAUAUUGAUCAACUGGAGAUGUUUUUAUGUUUGGUAGAAAGUAGUAGAGAUUUGCUGUUGACAAAACAAACUUUUUUAUCAUCAUACACCAACAAAAACAUUUGUGGACAACAGCAGUGAUCUCCUUUCUCUCUGCCAGGCAGUA